GAAAGCUGGAACUGUGCACUGCAGCGAACUCCCAGGGACAGACAGAGCAGUAGCCCCAGUGCGGAGCUCCGCGGUAGCAGCAGCGACCCUCUCUCUGGGGACAGCGAUGGAGCAGUAGCCCCAGUGCGGAGCUCCGCGGUAGCAGCAGCGACCCUCUCUCUGGGGACAGCGAUGGAGCAGUAGCCCCAGUGCGGAGCUCCGCGGCAGCAGCAGCACGUCGGUGUGUUGCAGCAUCACAGGAGACCUGAAAAGCAGAUGUUAUUGUGGAUAAUUGCCCUGUCAUUGUCCUCUGACAUCGUCCUCCCUCUGGCAUAGUCCCAGCUUCAAUCAAAAUGGAAAGUCAGGAGUCUCUGUACAGCACCCCCAGCUCACAGACAGAAGAGGAGGACUCUUUAAUUUUCACACCUUUGGUUCGAAGUCACUUUCAACAGGCACCUCCUGAUAAGUUCAACACAGUCUAUAUGAUUUUCUUCUUCCUUGGGAUUGGCUCCCUGUUGCCAUGGAAUUUCUUCUGCACAGCAAAGCAGUAUUGGUUGUACAAGCUGAGCAAUGCUACAGACCGCUCUCCCCAGCGAAAUGACCUUGGUAAUUAUUUUGAGAGCUACCUCUCAUUUGCAUCGACUGUACCCUCUGUGCUGUGCCUCAUGGUUAAUUACCUCCUGGUGAACAAGAUCUCUGCAAAGGUCCGCGUGCUCUCUUCCUUGUUUGUCAUGCUCAUUAUAUUUUGCAUCACCACCGUUCUGGUGAAAGUGGACACCUCUUCCUGGACCUAUGGGUUUUUUGGUAUCACCAUGGCCUGUGUAGUCAUCGUUAGCGGAGCUUCCAAUGUAUUUCUGGGCAGUGUUUUUGGAGAGGUUGGAAGGUUUCCCAUGAGGAACUUGCAAGCGUUAAUUUCAGGGCAGGCCAUGGGAGGGACAUUCAGUGCCCUGGCUUCAGUGAUAGAUCUUGCUGCUGCUGGUUCCAUUUUAGACAGUGCACUGGCUUAUUUUCUCACGGCUGACGUUUUCCUCCUCAUCUGUAUUGUGCUAUACCUGACCCUGCCCAGGAUCCCAUAUUCCAGUUACUAUCUGAAGAGUCUGGAUCAGAGAACACAACACACUGGAGGUGAACCGAAUGGUUCAGUCGCUAAUGACACUGACUCAGUCAGAAGUGCUUCCCCUUCAAGCAAUGCUGGCACAAUUCCUCCAUUGAAACCCAUCUUGAAAAAGACUGCAGGCGUGGGCUUCAGUGUAUUUUACACCUUCUUCAUUUCCAUCAUUAUCUUCCCUUCCAUCUCGUCCAGCAUCAAGUCCACUUCCAGAAACUCAGGCAGUGUGUGGACAACUAAGUACUUUGUGCCUCUGACCUGCUUCCUCUUGUACAACCUUGCAGACUGGGCCGGUCGUCAAAUAACCGCUUGGAUCCAGGUCCCUGGGCCAAAAAGCAAAGCUCUUCCCGUCUUGGUGCUUUUACGGACUGCCUUCUUGCCUUUGUUCAUAUUUUGUAAUUAUCAACCACGAGAUCACUUACACAUUGUAUUCUUCGACCGAGACUUUUAUCCUGCUAUCUUCACCUCUGCCCUGGGCCUGACGAACGGAUACUUGGGGACUUUGCCGAUGAUUUAUGGUCCAAAGAUUGUGCCAAAAGAAUUGGCUGAGCCCACUGGCGUGGUGAUGUCUUUCUUCCUGACUCUUGGCCUUGCAGCUGGUUCUGCUUUUUCUGUUCUUGUCGUCCACCUGAUUUAGCGAAAACUGUUUGAGCGUUUGUGGGAUGUUAAACUAAUUGAGAAUUGCAGUGGACCAGAAUUAGACUUUUCACCCUUCAUAUGGGAAAAUACUUGAACUACAUACCGUAAAAUAGAAUCACCAUCUCAACAGGGCAAUGAGCUGACUUGAGUUGUGCAGCGACACAGUUGUUGCUCUUGUUUAAAUGUCUUCCAUUUUGGACAAUAUUGGAUCACUGUUUUUUAAAAAAAAAUUAUAUUCAUUCAUGGGAUUUGCUGGAAAGACUAGCAUUCGUUACCCAUCUGCCCCUUGUGGUUAGCUCAGACUUUUCAGAAGGCAGCUAAUAAUCAACUAUGUUGCUAUGGGUCUAGAGUCGUACGUCAGCCGGACCAGGUAAAGAUGGCAGAUUUCCCUCCCUCGUCGUUACUUGAUUAUCAUCAAGGAGAUUUCCAUUCCCAAAUUUGUAUUGGAUUCACAUUUGGCCAUCUGCCGUGGUAGGAUUUGAACUUGUCACCGGAACAUUUAGGGCCUGAGGUUCUAGAUUAUGGGUUGAAGAGUGUGGUGCUGGAAAAGUGCAGCCGGUCAGGCAGCAUCCAAGGAGGAGGAGGAGAAUCAACAUUUCGAGUGUAGGCCCUACAUCAGAGCUAAUGCUCGAAACUCUCCUGCUCCUCGGAUGCUGCCUGACCAGCUGUGCUUUUCCAGCACCACAUUCUUAGACUCUGAUCUCCAGCAUCUGCAAUGCUCCCUUUCUCCCCCUGUUCUGGAUUGCUAGUCUGGUGACAUUACCACUACAUCACCACCUCCCCACUCCAUUUUGAUGUAGGUUUCCUGAUUGGCCCUAGCUACAUGCAGGAGGUAUUGCAUCCAUCAGGUGCAUGAAAGAUUACGCAGGUUGCUUGAGCGUGCACUCCUUAGCCCUAUCUUGAGGACAUCGGUCUGUUUUGGACAACAUUGCAAUUCCUUAUGAUCCCUUCACUGAGUGGAUUUGGUGCUGAGAGGGACCAGGAGGUGAAGGAUGGUGUCAUGAUGGUGAAGUGCAGUGACAUCCAAUGCAAAACAUUUGGAGUGGAUUUGCUUCCCUGUUGGAGGAAAUCAAGUAGAAUGUUAACCACCCCCCCCAACACACCAAGUGUCUCUCACAUGCAACCCAAAUGUAUUCCUUGGGUUGAUUUUAAAGAAACAAAAAUGUUGGAUUAGAUUUUAAGUCAUUUAUUUUGUACCAUUUUAUAUAUAAAAAAAAGAAUCUGGAGUACCCAGGAGAUGCUCCCAAAAAUGAUCUUCCUGACCAAGUGGCUUCCAUGUUUGAAACAUUUGUAAUUGUUUUUGUUUUAUUGUUCAAUGAAACAAAGAGAAACCAAAAUUGCUGGAGAAACUCAGUGGGCCUGACAGCGUCUGUAAAGAGAGUCAACGUCAAAUUUAGUGACCCUUUUUCAGAACUAGGAGGAGUUAUAAUUCUGAAGGAUGGUCACAGGACUCCAAUUUCUGCUUCUUCUCUCCCCAGAGGCUGACAGACCUGCUGAGUUUCUCCAGCAAUUUCUCUUGUUUGUUUGCAAUCAAACAAUGUUCAGUACUUUUGAGAAUUGUAAGAAAGUGACAUUUUAGUUAGAAGUCCAUUGUAUCUAAUUUCACAUUUCUGCACACAGAAGGUUAUGUAUUGGAUGGCGAUGUCUCAUUGCAACUGGGAUAACGCACCCAUCUUCUGACGAGCCAAACAGAGACUCUCACCAGAAUUCCUACAAAAUGACAUUCUAGCCGGAAAUCUUAUCAACAAACACAGUGGCUUGGAUCCCAUUUACCACUCCUGAGAAAAUGAACAGGAAAUGACAUCACUAUAGGAAAUGAUGUCACUGCAGGAAAUGACAUCACCCAACCUUAGGAAACUCAAACAUAUAAAUAGAAAGCAGGCUACACCACCACCGCUUCAUGAGGAGGUACACUAAUGAUGUUACCUAGUAUUGUGACGAAAUGUCUGAAAAUGAACCUUUCAGCUCAGCGAGCAAACCUACAUCCAGAACCUCAACCUGAGCUACAAAUUUUCUCAAAACUCAUUGGAUGGAGAGUUUAUUUUUUUUAAAGAAACUGAUCAUACCUUUUGAUUAAACAUACAGAUAUACAAUUUGCCAAAUGUAUAACCUCUGAGCAGCCUUGACAAAGACACUAUCAGAUGGAAGAUGAUGCCAAAUAAAAAUAUAAUCUGUGUUUUAACAAUUUCACUGAAA
This is a messenger RNA of Hemiscyllium ocellatum (epaulette shark), 3922 nucleotides long. RefSeq names its product solute carrier family 29 member 3 (gene slc29a3). Lineage: Eukaryota; Metazoa; Chordata; Chondrichthyes; Orectolobiformes; Hemiscylliidae. The transcript is spliced from 6 exons. Gene Ontology annotation, molecular function: nucleoside transmembrane transporter activity. Gene Ontology annotation, biological process: nucleoside transmembrane transport. The coding region runs from base 333 to 1724 and encodes 463 amino acids. Gene Ontology annotation, cellular component: plasma membrane; Golgi apparatus. The record is from RefSeq and is a predicted model, not a curated record.